Phasianus colchicus (ring-necked pheasant) is the source of this 2487-nucleotide messenger RNA. It is a transcript of the gene MACO1, whose product is annotated as macoilin 1. Gene Ontology annotation, cellular component: rough endoplasmic reticulum membrane. The record is from RefSeq and is a predicted model, not a curated record. Gene Ontology annotation, biological process: neuronal signal transduction. Lineage: Eukaryota; Metazoa; Chordata; Aves; Galliformes; Phasianidae.
AAAAAAAAAAAAACCCCGAAAAAACAAAAAAAAAAAAAAAAAAAAGAAAAAAAAAAACCAAACAGAAAAACGACGGCAGCCGCGCCGCGCGAGGAAGCCGAGGGCCGCAUGGUGCUGCCGUGAGCGGGGCGGCGCGGGGCCGGAGGCGGCGGGAGGAUGAAGCGGCGGAGCGCGGACUGCAGCAAACUGCGGCGGCCGCUCAAGCGGAACCGCAUCGCCGAGGGAAUCUACGGCAGUACUUUCCUGUACCUGAAGUUCCUGGUGGUGUGGGCACUGGUCCUGCUAGCAGACUUUGUCCUGGAGUUCAGAUUUGAGUAUCUGUGGCCCUUCUGGCUCUUCAUCAGGAGCGUUUACGAUUCCUUCAGAUACCAGGGCUUGGCUUUUUCAGUAUUUUUUGUGUGUGUAGCAUUCACAUCAAAUAUAAUAUGUCUGCUCUUCAUACCAAUACAAUGGCUGUUCUUUGCUGCCAGCACGUAUGUGUGGGUACAGUAUGUCUGGCACACAGAGAGGGGUGUGUGUCUACCAACAGUAUCACUGUGGAUACUUUUUGUUUAUAUCGAAGCAGCAAUUAGAUUUAAAGAUCUAAAGAACUUCCACGUGGACCUUUGUCGUCCCUUCGCAGCACACUGCAUUGGUUACCCUGUCGUCAGUUUGGGCUUUGGCUUUAAAAGCUACGUCAGCUACAAAAUGCGUUUAAGAAAACAAAAAGAAGUGCAGAAGGAGAACGAGUUCUACAUGCAGCUCCUGCAGCAGGCACUGCCCCCGGAGCAGCAGAUGCUGCAGCGGCAGGAGAGGGAGGCAGAGGAAGCCAAAGGAUUAUCUGAGAUGGAUUCCUCGAUACUUUUGCAGCACAAUGGAGGCAUUCCAGCCAAUAAAAAAUUAUCUGCAACGUUGCCAGAGCUAGAAUAUAGAGAAAAAGGGAAAGAAAAGGACAAGGAUGCUAAGAAACACAACCUCGGAAUAAACAACAACAUUUUGCAACCUGUAGACUCUAAAAUACAAGAAAUUGAAUAUAUGGAAAACCAUAUCAAUAGUAAAAGAUUAAAUAAUGACCUCGUAGGAAGUACAGAAAACCUCUUAAAGGAGGACUCAUGCACUGCCUCAUCCAAAAAUUACAAAAAUGUCAGUGGGGUUGUGAACUCCUCCCCACGUAGUCACAGUGCGACCAAUGGGAGCAUCCCUUCAGCAUCUAAAAAUGAGAAAAAACAGAAGUGUCCAAGCAAGAGCCCGAGUGCACAUAAGGACUUAAUGGAGAAUUGUAUUCCCAAUAACCAGCUCAGCAAACCAGAUGCGUUGGUGAGGUUGGAACAAGACAUUAAAAAGUUAAAGGCUGACCUGCAAGCAAGCAGGCAGAUCGAGCAGGAGCUGCGUAGCCAGAUCAGUUCUUUGACCAACACAGAACGGGGAAUUCGGUCUGAGAUCGGGCAGCUCCGGCAGGAAAACGAACUGCUCCAGAACAAAUUGCACAAUGCUGUACAAAUGAAACAAAAAGACAAGCAGAUGAUCAGCCAGCUGGAGAAGAAAUUAAAGGCAGAGCAAGAGGCCAGAGCCUUUGUAGAAAAACAAUUAAUGGAAGAAAAAAAGAGAAAGAAGUUGGAAGAAGCGACCGCUGCACGUGCUGUUGCAUUUGCUGCUGCUACAAGAGGAGAAUGUACUGAAACUUUACGGAAUCGUAUCCGAGAGCUGGAGACAGAGUGCAAGAAGCUGAGCAUUGACAUCAAGCUGAAAGAAGAUCAGAUACGAGAACUAGAAAUGAAAGUUCAGGAACUGAGGAAGUACAAGGAAAAUGAGAAGGAUACGGAGGUGUUGAUGUCAGCACUUUCAGCCAUGCAGGAUAAAACACAGCACUUAGAGAACAGCCUGAGCGCAGAGACGCGGAUCAAGCUGGAUCUUUUCUCUGCGUUAGGAGAUGCGAAACGGCAGCUUGAGAUUGCCCAAGGGCAAAUCAUUCAGAAAGAUCAGGAAAUCAAGGAGCUCAAACAGAAGAUUGCCGAAGUGAUGGCAGUGAUGCCCAGCAUAACCUACACCGCAGCCACCAGCACGCUCAGCCCCGUUUCCCCACAUUACUCUUCCAAAUUUGUGGAGACCAGCCCUUCUGGACUCGAUCCCAAUGCCUCUGUUUAUCAGCCCAUGAAGAAAUGAAUGCCAACUCUGGUUUUGCCCGGUGACGUCACCGUGCUGAAGGCUUUCACACAGGAGUGUCUCUUGCAGUCCAAGAUGAAAUUGUAUCGUGUGAGACUGUUAUUUGUUGUCAUUAAAAACAGGAAAAAAAAAAACAAAAACAACAAAAAAAGAACAUCUGGAUCGACUAGAACUGCCCAUCAGUUUUUCUUGUAAAUUUUUAGAAAACCUCACAGAACUUUGCAAUUUAUUUUCCUUGGCCAAUGCAUUAAAAACAAUUCUUGGUUUUCAAGUAGCCAAUUUUGCCUUCUUAUGUACUUGUGCAUGGUUUCCUCUUGAAAAUACAGGGCUUUGCUUGAUUUUGAA